AUGAAAUAGUUAUAAAUUGUGAUAAACUAUUUAGUAUUUGAUUAAAAGUAAUUUAAGCACAAAAGAACCUUAAAAUUUGAUAAUUUUUCAAUUGUAUUAAGUACUAUAGGCAUAAAGGAUAAUCAAAGCUUUAUAGGAAUUAAAUUUAUUAUUAAUAAUUCAUUAAUUCCAGAAGAUUUCUAUAUCGAGUAACAGAAUAUAUUAGAUCUUAUACAGAAAUCUACUUAAGAUUUAUCAAGUACUCAUGAGCUAUCUUAAAACAAAGAUGAAAAAUUACUUCUAAAUAUUGAGUAAAUGAUUCAUUGCAUUAAAAAUAAAACAAAAUGUUAAUUUUUGGAUCCAUUAAAGAGUCUCCAAAAUAAAUCUUUAAUAAAUAAAUUGGUUUAUUUUGGAGAAGAUUAUACUUUGAAUAACUCAUAAUAUAAAAUACCUAAAUUAAUGAAUAGUUUCAUUCAUAACUUUUUUGGCAUAUAAAAAGAUAUUAAAAGCUAAAAAAUAAGAAUAUUAUUUGGAUGCACUCUUGAAGGUUGUAAUAAAUGUAAAAAAGUUUUUACCCAAAGUUUUUGUGAUGAAGAGUGCAUUCUAGGAUAUUAUACUGAUUCGUAAUUUUUAGGAAAUUAAUGCAAAAAAUGUGAUUAAAGUUGUUUAGGAUGUUAUUAAGAAGGACCUAAUAGGUGUACAUCUUGUAAUUAAGAUUCAUAGCUUUAUUAGAAUAAAUGUUGUAGAAUACGUAAUGGUGAAUUUUACAAUUAAUAAACGAAGAAAUGUGAAUAGUGUCCAUAAAAUUGUUAAAUUUGCAAUGAAUCUAAUAAUUGCAAGUAAUGCAUGGCUAAUUAUGAAUUAAAUUCAUAAAAAUAAUGUCUAUGUCUCUAUAGUCAAUACUUUGAUGAUUAAAUAAAAUCUUGCUUAGAUUGUGAUAAAUCAUGCAAAACUUGCAAAUAAACUUCUAAAAUCUGUACUUCGUGCAAAGAAUUUCAAUUUUUAAACACUUUGAGUUAAACAUGUUAAAGCUCUUGCAAUUAAGAUGGAUUUUAUGCUUUAGAAAAUAAUUGCUUACCUUGUAAUUCAGAAUGCUUAACUUGUUCUCUAUCUUCUAAAAAUUGCACUUCUUGUAAAUUUGGCUAAUAGUUAGAUAUUUAGUCUUAAACUUGUAUAGAUGAGUGUCCAACAAACGGCUUUUAUAUUGAGAAAAAAAAAUGCAUGCCUUGUGAUUCCUCAUGUAGUACAUGUUCAGAAUCUUCUAAAUGUACUACUUGCGCUAAGAAUUUAUAUCAAUAUGGAGGAGAUAAUCUUUGCAAACCUUGCCAUAAAACUUCCCUUAAUCCUGCUAUUAUUUCAUAGUAAAUGUAAAAUUGCGCAUAAAUUAUUCAAAAGUGUUUGUUAAAUCCUGAAACAUAAACGUAUGAGUUAACUUCAAUAUGUGAGAAAUGUAAAGGUAAUUUUGUAUUAGCAAAUAAUAAAUGUAUUAAUUAAUGUUCUGACAUAGCAUAAAAUUAUGAAUAUAAUAAUAUUUUAUAACAAUGUUAAUGUUCAUCUUCAAGCCCCUUCUAGCAUAAUUAACCUAAUAAUACUAUAUUUUGCUACAAAUUUUAAUUACCUGGCUAUUACUGUGACUCAAAUAAAAGAUGCAAUCUAUGCUUAUAACCUAACUGUUAAGUCUGCACUAAUGAGUAAAUAUGCGCAAUUUGUUAAAAUGGCCAUUAUCUAUGGUAGAACGAUUGUCUUCAAACUUGUGAAUCUAGUAAAGGCUUAUAGUCUUCUCAGUCUAACAAAGAAUGUGUUUGCAUUUAAGACUAUAUUUUUUAUGCUCCUAAAAAAAUUUGUAUUUUAUAGCUCUAAAUAAGAUAAAUCUUACUUACUAAAGAUACUUAAUAUAAUAUUAUAACUGUUAUUUUUAAUGGAGCUUCAUAUAAUGAUGAAUUAAAAACAAUAAGGUUGGAAAUCGACCCUCCUAAGCUAAUCCAAAAUAAAGAUUACACAAUCGUUUCAUAGCAAUAAAGUGAUAAUAAUUUAAUAUUCUAAGUCUCAGUAUAACAAAAUAUUAAAAUCAGUUAAAUAGUUAUUAAUUAUAAUAAUAAGUAAUCCAUCUACUAAGUUUAAAAUACAAUACUAACAUCUGAUUAUGUUAAUAAUAAUUUAUAAAAUAAACAAGGGGUUAUAGAUAAUGUUAAAAGCAUAGGAAAAAGCUUAUCUACAUAAUAAGGACGUCUUUAAUCUAUAAUGAAUUUUCUUAAAAACUUUUAAAUUUUGUGUUUGCUUUCUAACUUCGUUCAAUUAUUAGGACCUCUAAUUGUUUUUAAAGAAUAAUUACCAUAGCCUUUAUAUACAGGAGCCCUUUUAGGAGCAUCUUUUAUAUUUACUGAAAUUCCAAACCCAGAUGAGCUAAGUAUUAAUUCAAAUACAACCUCAAAUGAAGAUAUCAAUAACCAUAAACAUCUUUUAUAAUAGCUUGGUAUUAAAGAUAAUAUUUAUCGAAAUUUAGCACUCCCACAUUUAUUGUUAAUUGUAUCAGUAAUUAUAUCUUUAUUAUGCUUAUUUGCAAGAUAGAUCAUGGAAGGUAAACAAUAUACUAUAACAGUAGUGAACUUCUUGGUUAACACCAUGUCAUAACUGCACUAAGGAUAUAUCACUUGUACCUUACUUAGUAUAUACUACUCUUUGGAAUACUCAUCUUAAAAAUAGUAUGCAAUAAUGCAAUUAGUAACUCAUGUUAUAUUCAUUAUUCUAAUAGUAGCAAUCAUGUUAAAAAAGGAUAAUUAGUAUAUUGAAAAUAACACACCGAAUUUUGCUUUAGACUUAAAUUUCUAAUUAAUGCUUUUGAAUGUGAUAACUCAUUUAUACACAGCUACUUCAACUUGUUCAUAAACUUACAACACAUUAGGAGGUUAUUUUGUGAGUUAAAAUACUUGCUCUCAUUGUGAUAAAACAUGUAGUACUUGUAAUGGAUCUUUUAAUACUCAAUGUACUACUUUUGAAACUGGAUUUUAUAAAUAUGAUGAAGAUAAUCUUUGUAAGGCAUGUCCAACUAAUUCAAAUCAAGCUAAGGAAAUCAACAGUAAUGUUCUAGCUAUCCGUAUAAACACAUUAGAAAAGAUCAUUCUAUUGUUUGUAGUAACUACUAGUAACCAGAAUUUAUUGUGA
Messenger RNA from Tetrahymena thermophila SB210, 3141 nucleotides. Its product is annotated as transmembrane protein, putative. The transcript has 5 exons. The record is from RefSeq and is a predicted model, not a curated record. NCBI's taxonomy places the organism in Eukaryota, Ciliophora, Oligohymenophorea, Hymenostomatida, Tetrahymenidae.